Molecule: messenger RNA, 7725 nt
Organism: Drechmeria coniospora
Lineage: Eukaryota; Fungi; Ascomycota; Sordariomycetes; Hypocreales; Ophiocordycipitaceae
Exons: 9
Coding region: 1-7725 (2574 amino acids)
Biological process (GO): protein deubiquitination
Cellular component (GO): nucleus; cytosol
Molecular function (GO): cysteine-type deubiquitinase activity; cysteine-type endopeptidase activity
Source: RefSeq, a predicted model, not a curated record
AUGGCUCCAGCCUCGGCGUCACCUUCACCGCCCGCACAUCAGGAAGAAGCCGCCUCUGCUGAUGCCCCCUCGACCCGGCCGAAUCCAUUCGACGACAGCGAGCUUUCCUCCCGAAAGCGCCGUCGCACCUCUGUUUCUGGAUCACCAACAACAUCGCUCGACACCGCCAAUACCGUUCAUGAAGUCUCGAGUUCGGCCACCCUCGACCUCGGCGACCAGCAAGAGCCUGCUGGCGCCAUGGUGCUCAGCGGCAAGCUCGAAUCGCCCCUCACGCCGGAGCGGACGGCUCGCGACCAAGGUUCGCCGACGGAGCCUCCGUCGAGCAGGGUGACCAUCAACCUUCGCAAACGGGACGACUCCGUAUCGCCUGUCCCUUCACCGGUCCAUGGCAUUCCAAAUCCAGCGAUGCACAGUCCUUGUCGCCCUGCCAUGGCCCGAGAGGCACCGGUGGACGACUAUGAGAGUUCUUCGGCAAGUGCGGGAUCGACUUCGCCCUCAGGCAGCCCCCCGGUUGAGCUCAUCGCCAUCACAGAGGAUGAUCAAGCCUACGACGACGGAGACGCGGAAAUGGAGUGCUCAUCUGCAGGCCUUGCCGCUGACCUCCUGGGUGAUGAUUUACUGCUCAAUGAUCCCAUGGUUCAAUUCCCUUACGUCGAGCCUGAUGAGGCCAUCUGCGACACACUGCAACGCCUAGUUCAUUAUCUUUCAAGUAAAGACACCGUCAUUGACGUCAACAUUAUCCGCGAUGUGAUAGAUUGGCUGAACGACUACUUGAGGUUCGCCGAGUGCUCCCAUACCCACACCGUUCUAGAAUCUCGACGCACCUAUGCCAAUUUUUGGCUUUCCUUUCCCGAUGCACUGGCUGCUGUUGCAUCUAGGCGAUGGGAACUGUUCAAGCAGCCUGCAAGCAAGAGUACCGUCUUGGAUCUCUACUCCGCCAGCGCAGCAUUGACAGGACGCUUCGUCAUACUCGACACAAUUAUCCUCCGUGACUUCCAGUCAGACUCGGGUUCAGCGCCGAAUCUCCUCGCGCCAGCGUUUCUGCAGCAACUCCAUAGCUCCAUCAUGCCUCUCGGCUUCCAUCCACUUGCAGUCCAUGACGGCACGCAACAAGAGCUGGAGGCUUGCAUGGUUCUCAAGCUGCAAGCCUGCCCUGGGGGCAGCGUCGACUGCCUGUCCGAGUAUGCCGCCGCCUUGGUUCGCCUCAUUCCGGAAUCCCCAAAGCUGGCCGAGACUCUUUCGCCUCUGAGCCAAAUACUGAUGGACAUCGUACGAGAAUCGAUGCAUGCUAUUCGAUCUGAAACGCGCACUUCAAUAGAGACAAGACGACGUCUGGAGGUCGGCUACAAAAUUUGGCAGGCCAUCGCAGCCUCGCUGGCGACAACAAUCGACAAACACGUUGCAAGCUUGAACCACGACUGCACUUCGACAGAAAUUCAAGCUCUAGCAGAAACGCUGAAGCUGUUUUGCCACAGCGGCUAUGAGCAGGCGGAAGAGCUCGUCAACGACCACCGAAAGCAGUAUCCAGCUGUCGCAGCAAAGCACACGUCCGAGGCCAUUUCCUGGCAAUGGAAGAUUGACUCCCUGUGCAAGCUUAUCCGCUCUAGCCAGAUGCACCUCCGCAUGACCGCCGUCACCACGAUGUGCACCCAUCUCGUCGGUAUGUGGAAACGGCUUGGUGAAGGUGGAGACGAGCACAGUUCACAACUCCUCGACCACCUGGCAGGCUACCUGCUUGAUACUGGUCUAAUCGACUACAUUCUCGGUGCUGGAUGCCACCCGGAGAUCAUAUUUGAAUGCGCUAAUAUCGUUGGCUUUCUCGUUGUCACCAAGACCUACAAAACGGAACACACCGACAAGGUGUGGAAUGGCCUCACCUCCAGUCAAGACCCCCGCGUUGUCGAUGCCCUGACGCGGAUGAUGACCACCAUCUCGAGCUUGUUCGCCUAUUCCGACCUACUGUACCUGUGCAAGAAGUUCGAGUCCUUGGCCUUGGAGAACUUCUCGCCCUCCAUGCGGGUGCUUCUGGAUAAUGUUUUGAGCGAGAUGAUCAGCAGGUCGCAGAGCAGCCAGUCGAUGCUCAGCUUCCACCCGUACCGACUGUGCCUACGGUUGCUGAGGGAGUCAUCUGCGUUCGCCCCUGGUCCGCAGAUUGCAGAUCCUGAGAUGCAACGCCUAGUGAUGCAAAAGUUUAAGGAGAUGCUCGCCUACGGCCCGGAUCAGGAGGGGCGCCACGAGCUGUAUUCGAGCUGCAUUGUCGACAUAAGCUCUAGAUCGACCACAACCCUGGGAAGUUUGUGGUGCCUUUCCAUGGCCAUUCGGAAUGCAACUGUCGGUCAGAUGCAGGUUCUCAUCGAACAGCAUAACAUCGCGAAGUUAAUCGUCGAAGAGUUGGAGCAUGCAUGCUCAACUGCGCGAGAGGUUGGCUCGUUUCCCGUCCUCUCCGGGGCGAUUAACCAACCGAGGAGAGAUUUCGUGACGAACCUCAUUCAACUCCAGCCGGAAGCUAUCAGCGACGAGCUGGGCGUCAAACUUUGGAAUAUCCUCGUCGGCCCGGAGUCAUCGUGCCUCGACGAUAGAAGAGCAGGUUGGGUUAUCAUGCUGGGCGUGUUGACAAAGGAGGGGUGUCAAAAUCCGUUUCUUCAAACCUGCUUCUCCAAGUACUUGCCAAAUCUUCCGCCAUCAUAUUUCUGCGGCGGCAUGCUUGAGUUUAUCAAGAUCAAGCUCGGCGCUCUGGUGAACCCUCAGGCAACCGACAGCGGCACCGACUUUGCGCUGGACGACGAAGCAGUCAUCGCCAGCAGCGGUGUUGAACAGCUAUGGAGGAUCAUCCUCGACGCCGAUGAUUCGAUGCUUGUCGGUCAGGCCGUCUACAGCCUCGCCGUCGGGGUCUAUCUGGAGAGCGUCGUAAUUUUGGAGUAUCCAAUACACCGGACGAGGCAAGUCCACUUGGCACUGGUAGCGCGUUGCCUGCGGCAGAUGAAAGAUGCGGCAUCCAAUUUGAAGCGAUCCAGCGACGACGCCAUGAGCGGUGAUGACGACUCCAUGGUGAUGAUACUUUCCGACGCAGAGGUCAGCGCCCUGGUGCGCAUCUUCACCCGUUCCUUGCAGCUGCUUCGGUACUUUUUGGAAAAUUAUCAGUCGAAGCCAAGGUUUGCGGUCGCCGACCUGCGGUCUUUCAUGACGAAGUCACCCGAGGAAGUGGAAGGAGACUCUGCGGGGCUCAAGUAUCAAUCUUUCGACGGCGAUGAUCAGACAGACAUAAUACCUUUGAAAAUCGGCAAGCAGAAUACGGUAUCAUCUCUCCUCGCGAGUCUCAAGGAGGAGACUGGUUUCGAGAAUUAUCGAGUGUACUAUCGCGGCCGCCAAUUGCUGCCAUCCGAGCAGGACAUCUGCAAGUCCCUAGAGGAACUAGACGUUCAGGACGGCUUCAUACUGGUGAAGCGGGAGGAAAAUUAUGCCGCCUCACCGGUUCGGAUAAAACCAGGCUCGCUGCCGCUCGAGAUUGAGAUUCUGGCUCACUUCCCGGAGCUGUGGGACUACCUCAGCAUGGAGGACAAGAUAGCGGGGGAGAUCUACGACUUCGUCGUCAAGCUGCCUGCAGAUGGCUAUGUCAUGUCGCUCUUCGACACCACCAACACGUCGUAUAAAGAUCUUUUUCUCCCAGGGCAGCCAUUCAAGUCCUUGUACGCCGUCCAUGCCUUGGUCGAAUACAUUGAGUGUGCUCGUCGAGGCCUGGCCGAUGCGAACACCCCCUACACGUCUGAGGAUCGUGAUGGGUCGGUUGCGUAUGACCAAGCUUUGCAGAAGUCUCUGCAACUUGUUGUGCAGGCCUUGACAGACUCAACUAUAUUUGAUGGCGUCCCACCGCAACUAAAGAUGCGUGUUGCGAGCGCUCUGAUGCAAACCUUUGUCAAGUUGAUUCAGGGUAUCUGCCGCUCACUGACGCAAUACCUCCACCCUGCUAACAUUAUCACAGCAAGGAGCAUCUCCAAGCCGACUGUCGCCGUCAACGAAAUUGAUGUACCUGCACCUGAGCGACUUGUCGAGUUUCUCUCAGACGCCGUUGCCUGUGAAGGUGACUCAGGCCUGCCACUAAUCACGAGCACGUGCAGCGCAAUCUUAUUCCUCAGUCAGAUGCAGCAGCAGUUUUGGGUAAAAAUCUCGGGUGACUCCAUCUUCCGGGCACUUAUCGAGACCCUUUUGCUCUUUGACUCGAGGAAAAUCGUCAGGAUGGCUGCUGUGGAUCUCAUUGCGAGCUGCGCAGAGAGGGAAGUACAGAAACUACAGAUCCAGGAUGCCAAAGGGACGGUGCCCGAGGGUGCCGGGCUUGAAGGCAUUGCCCUGUAUCUUUGGCUGGUCGUGUCAGAACUUCCCCCAGAGGCCGCACAGCACCCGACGCAGUGUGAUGAGCUAUUCGGACUCCUGAAAAAAAUGUUGUUUCUGCUAUCUGAGAAGCUUCCCGGCCGGGUAGACGUGAAUAGGCUGGCAGGUGAGGCAAGCAGGUUGUUGCUGGAGCAUGAAUCAACCGAGGAUAUCAGCCAGCAGGACCCGUUGGACGCUGUUGCUAGUGGCCUCGUUUCCGUUCUGCAUUCGUGCAUGUUGAUAUGCGCCGAGUUGCCCAGCUCCGGGGCACUGCCAGAGCAGGAUCGUCACCAAUUAGGCCAGGUCUUGCAGCUCCUCAACCACCUUGUCCCUUACUACGCGGACGACAACGGUAGGCGCCUCUCAAACGACCGACACUACUCCUUUGCUGACAAGCAAACACUAGACGACCCUUAUCUCUUUGAGCUUCCUUUUCAGUUUGAACGCUCCAAGGCCUUGCGAUCCGCUUCCGGCUACGUCGGAUUGCGAAACCUCUCCAAUACCUGCUACCUUAACUCCCUCAUGACACAACUGUUCAUGAAUCCCGCGUUCCGUUGCUUUAUUCUAGGGGUACCGACUAGAGACCCGACGAACUCUCAGCACCUCCUUUUUCACACCCAGAAGAUUUUUGCCUUUAUGCAGCAGAGCUAUCGUCGCCACGUAGAUCCGAUGGCGUUUGCUUGCUCCAUCAAAACAUACGAGGAUACAACGAUUGAUAUUCACAACCAAAUGGACGUGGACGAGUUCUACAAUCUGCUCUUCGACAGAUGGGAGGGCCAGAUGCCGCGGUCCGAAGAUAAGAGGAAGCUCCGCUCAUUUUACGGCGGAGAGCUUGUCCAACAGGUCAAGUCGAAAGAGUGUGAGCACGUUUCAGAACGACUCGAGCCGUUCUCCGCGAUCCAAUGCGACAUCAAAGGAAAGAGCACGUUGGAGGAGAGUCUGCAAGCAUAUGUCGAUGGUGAGAUAAUGGAGGGCGACAACAAAUACAAAUGCUCAACCUGCGACCGCCAUGUUGAUGCUGUCAAACGAGCGUGCUUGAAGGACGUGCCUGACAGCGUGAUCUUCCACUUGAAGCGCUUCGAUUUCAAUCUGCGGACGCUCCAGCGGAGCAAAAUUAACGAUCACUUUUCGUUUCCUCCGAUGAUCGAUAUGCAUCCUUAUACGAUUGAACAUCUGAGUCUGAGCGACUGCGGAACGGAUACAACAGCAGAUAUGUUCGAGCUUGUCGGCGUGCUCGUGCAUGCCGGCACAGCCGAGUCUGGCCAUUAUUAUUCAUACAUCAGAGAGCGGCCAUUGCCCGCCACCGAGAGCGGUUGGGUCGAGUUCAACGACGAUGUCGUGACGAUGUGGGAUCCCUCGCUCAUGGCGUCGGCGGCCUUCGGGGGCCCAGACAAUAGCCGUUCACUACAUGAGACAAACGGCGUGAUAUAUGACAAGUCCUACAGCGCCUACAUGUUGUUUUACCAACGGUCCUCGUCACUCCAGGCUGAGAGGGAGGCGAUGGCUGCGCAGCAGCUGCCCGCCCCGUUGUGCGUUAACGUACCAGCCCCGCUGAGGGAACACAUUGACGGUGAGAACACCCUUAUUUUGAGGCGGCACUGCCUCUUCGACCCUUCCCAUACGGCAUUUGUCCAGGCCUGCUUUGAUCUGGCCAGGUGCCCUAAGAAGGAAGGAACUGGCGGCUCUGAGCGAUGUGUCGAUCGAGGAGAGGUUGCUGAGCCGCAACCGUGCAGCCAUGACCUGCAGAACUUGGCAAUGGAGAUGGCCUUGUCUCACCUCGAUCAAAUCGUGGGACGAUCAAAAGAUACACCGUCCUUCCCUGCUUUCUCUGCCAUGUUGAAGGCGGCCAUUGUCAACUGCAGCGAAUGCGCCCUUUCGUUCUAUAACUACUUCAACUGCCGUCAUGCGUCGUACCGGGCACUGCUCCAGCGCAACCCAGAACACCAAGUGCGUGUUUUUGCGGGAGAGGCCCUUGUUUGGGCCACUGAAAAGAUUGCCGCUGAUCUCCCUCAUCACUACCUCCAACAAAGCCCCGGAAUGGCAGAUGCAGGUUCAAGUAUCGACCUAGAUGACAUGGACAAGGACGACAGCAUCGAUGCUGCUGAUGAGGCGCCAAAGCAUAGCGUCUUGGAGGGGGUGGUCAUGCUCUUUAAUCACUUAUGGCACUUUUUCCAAUUCCACCUCCGCUCGUGGGACGAAUAUUUCGGUGCGAUGCUCGCAUUCGCCAAGCUCGGGGAUCGCGAAACCGGGUUGCUUCUGUCGGAGGAUUAUUUGAUUAAGCUGAUGCACAUCAUUGCGGCCGACGCAUCGCUUGACUUACCGUCCAAUUAUGCUCGCAUGCUAAACAACGUUCUGCGGCGAGUCAACACGCGGCCGCCAUCCUACUCGGCCAUCAUCACGCUUGCCGAUCACCUCAUGGCCCAGUUGGAGCCGGUACUCGGCGCAGGCGUCAUUGUCGACCAUCCCUCGGAGCGCCUCGGCCAGGAGGCCCCCUUCCCUUGGACGUCGGAAGAAGUGCACGUUGUUCACCAUGAGCCGGAGGAUCAACCCACCAGCUUCCUCGUAGAGAAGCUGCUGCUCCUCGACCAAGCUUGGGACGCGACCAACGACAUCGUAGGUCGGUUGGCUGCAACUGGGGACGUCAUGGAUCUCAAAAUACUCAAUACUCUGCGUCGUAAUAUGCAAGCCGAAGUCUCGACGCAACCCAUCGGCCCAUUUUUGAGAGCGGCGGGUCGAUACGUGGAGUGCACGAGCUCGACAAAACAUGCUGACGCUCUGAUAGUGCAUGCUUGUUCGCAGGCAAGAGGUCUUCAGAAAACCGAGGGGGCCGCGUUCUUGGGCUUCUUCGAGUUGGUAUUGCGCUCGGAGCUGCCCAGUUCCGAGGUUGCCCGAGUAAGGCACAGCAGAUGCCUGAAGCUUAUUCCGGAAUGGGCCCCUUGCCUCCUGGUGUCUCCGGAUGCUGAAACAAGACGGCGCGCUGAACGGCUGAUCGAAGAGCAUGUUUUUCGGCUAUCGUCUGUCGACAAGCCGAUGGAUGAGGUUGGUGUGACUGCUAGAACGGAUUGGUUCGACCGACUAGCAAGGACUAUUGGAAUGAAGUGCUUGGUCUACCUUCGCGAGGAAUACGUCAAUCGCCGGGCCAAGAUCAAACGCGACGCAGCCUUUUCUAUCCUGCAAGUUGUUGGAAAGUGCUCAAGCUGUUUCGAGUCCUCCGAAGACAAGAGAGAUGAUGAUGUCGAGUUUGCUGCCAUCCGGAGUGAGAUAAUGGAACCCCUGCGGCGGCUCAUGGUGGACGAAGCGGACGAUGACAUAUCCGGUAUGACUGGCUCACGAUAUAACCGCAAAUUUCUCGGUGGCUAA